AAUGAAGAUAAUUGCUUACGGCUUCCUACUCCACCCCGGUGCCUAUCUGCGGAAUCGCUGGAAUAUGCUCGAUUUCGUUAUAGUAGUGAUCGGACUAUUCAGUACUGUUUUGUCGGUACUUGACCAAAAAGGAUUCGACGUCAAAGCGCUGCGCGCUUUCCGCGUUCUUCGGCCGCUACGUCUAGUAUCGGGCGUGCCCAGUCUUCAAGUGGUGCUCAACUCCAUUCUGCGUGCCAUGGUGCCUCUUCUACACAUCGCUUUGCUUGUCAUCUUCGUCAUCAUCAUCUAUGCCAUUGUUGGUCUCGAGCUGUUUGCUGGAAAGAUGCACAUGACUUGCUUCCACAACCGCACUGACGAGAUGGCUUUUGAUGAUCCUCAUCCCUGUAAUCUUGACAAAGGUUACAAAUGUAACUCAAGUGAGAAUCUAGUCUGCAAAAAGGGAUGGACGGGUCCGAACGACGGCAUUACAAACUUUGACAAUUUUGGACUUGCUAUGCUAACGGUCUUUCAAUGCGUAACCAUGGAAGGUUGGACUACGGUCAUGUAUAAUAUUAACGACGCUGUCGGUAAUAUGUGGCCUUGGAUCUACUUCGUAUCUUUAAUUAUAAUCGGUUCAUUCUUCGUCCUCAAUCUCGUACUCGGUGUACUUAGCGGGGAGUUUUCCAAGGAACGAGAAAAGGCAAAGGCCCGCGGCGAUUUUCAAAAGCUCAGAGAAAAGCAACAAAUCGAAGAGGAUCUCCGCGGAUAUUUAGAUUGGAUUACCCAGGCCGAGGAUAUUGAACCCGAAACCGAAGACGGUGACGACGAAGAUUCACCUGGCAGACAACGUAAGCCUUUUGUUUAUUAUAUUCUUUUUUUUCUUUUUUUCAAUCAAAAAAGAAAGAAAAGAAAAGAAAUUGUUGCAUCUUGACAUAUUUUAAUACUCUUUCAAAUUUUCUUCUUCUUUUUUUUAAUGAAUAUUUUUUAUUUUUUUCAUCUUUUUUGGUACUAAUAACGUAAAUUCAUAUUAAUUAAAUAGUCGUAUUCCGUUUUUUUUUCUUCUAUUUUUUUUUUUGCUAUUACUGUUUUUGGUUUCGAGUGAGAGUGUUGCGUACAGGAAAAAGUGCAGCGAGGAAAAUUUCGGUGAAGAAGAGUCGGUGGAGAGUGAGACGCAAAAAAGGCAAAGUAUCCUCACACUCCACAAUAACAUAUAAUUAUACAUUUAUCUAUGUAUACGGCUACGUGUAUAAACCAACGUUUGUACAUGUAGAUAAAUAGUAAA
This is a messenger RNA of Dimorphilus gyrociliatus, 1261 nucleotides long. The record is from the annotation of a GenBank genome assembly. Lineage: Eukaryota; Metazoa; Annelida; Polychaeta; Dinophilidae.